Messenger RNA from Podarcis muralis (Common wall lizard), 2202 nucleotides. Lineage: Eukaryota; Metazoa; Chordata; Lepidosauria; Squamata; Lacertidae. The record is from RefSeq and is a predicted model, not a curated record.
AUCCCCAGAGAGGAGAAGCCAUGUAAAAAUUUGGAGUGUGGGGAAACUUUCAGUCAGAGCUCCUAUUCGACUUCCCAUCAACAAAAUCUCCUUGGAAAGAAACUAUAUCAAUGCAUGGAAUGUGGAAAGAGCUUCAGUCAGAGCUCCUCUCUCACUUCCCAUCAAAGAAUUCAUACAGGGGAGAAACCUUUUCAGUGCUUUGAAUGUGGAAAGAGCUUCAUUCACAGCCACAGUCUCACUUCCCAUCACAGAAUUCAUACAGGGGAGAAACCUUUUCAGUGCUUUGAAUGUGGAAAGAGCUUUAGUCACAGCCACAGUCUCACUUCCCAUCAAAGAAUUCAUACAGGGGAGAAACCUUUUCAGUGCUUUGAAUGUGGAAAGAGCUUUAGUCACAGCCACAGUCUAACUUCCCAUCAAAGAAUUCAUACAGGGGAGAAACCUUUUCAGUGCUUUGAAUGUGGAAAGAGCUUCAUUCACAGCCACAGUCUCACUUCCCAUCAAAGAAUUCAUACAGGGGAGAACCCCUAUCAGUGUGCGGAAUGUGGAAAGAGCUUCAGGAAGAGCUCCUCUCUCACGUCCCAUCAAAUAAUUCAUACAGGGGAGAAACCCUAUCAGUGUGUGGAAUGUGGAAAGAGCUUCACUCACAGCCACAGUCUCACUUCCCAUCAAAGAAUUCAUACAGGGAAGAAACCCUAUCAGUGUGUGGAAUGUGGAAAGAGCUUCACUCACAGCCACAGUCUCACUUCCCAUCAAAGAAUUCAUACAGGGGAGAAACCCUAUCAAUGUGUGGAAUGUGGAAAGAGCUUCAGUCAGCGUGCCCAUCUCACUAAGCAUCAGGGAAUUCAUACAGGCGAGAAGCCCUAUCUGUGUGUGGAAUGUGGAAAGAGCUUCAGGCAGAGCGCCAAUCUCACUUUCCAUCAAAAAAUUCAUACAGGGGAGAAACCUUUUCAGUGCUUUGAAUGUGGAAAGAGCUUUAGUCGCAGCCACAGUCUCACUUCCCAUCAAAUAAUUCAUACAGGGGAGAAACCAUAUCAGUGCAUGGAAUGUGGAAAGAACUUCAGGAAGAGCUCCUCUCUCACUUCCCAUCAAAGAAUUCAUACAGGGGAGAAACCAUAUCAGUGCAUGGAAUGUGGAAAGAACUUCAGGAAGAGCUCCUCACUCACUUCCCAUCAAAGAAUUCAUACAGGGGAGAAACCCUAUCAGUGUGUGGAAUGUGGAAAGAGCUUCAGUCAGAGUGCCCAUCUCACUAAGCAUCAGAGAAUUCAUACAGGGGAGAAACCCUAUCAGUGCUUUGAAUGUGGAAAGAGCUUCAGUCAGAGUGCCCUUCUCACUAAGCAUCAGAGAAUUCAUACAGGGGAGAAACCCUAUCAGUGUGUGAAAUGUGGAAAGAGCUUCAGGAAGAGCUCCAAUCUCACUAAGCAUCAGAGAAUUCAUACAGGGGAGAAAUCCUAUCAGUGUGUGGAAUGUGGAAAGAGCUUCAAUCAGAGGUCCUCUCUCACUUCCCAUCAAAGAAUUCAUACAGGGGAGAAACCCUAUCAGUGUGUGGAAUGUGGAAAGAGCUUCAGUCAGAGUGCCCAUCUCACUAAGCAUCAGAGAAUUCAUACAGGGGAGAAAUCCUAUCAGUGUGUGGAAUGUGGAAAGAGCUUCAAUCAGAGGUCCUCUCUCACUUCCCAUCAAAGAAUUCAUACAGGGGAGAAACCCUAUCAGUGUGUGGAAUGUGGAAAGAGCUUCAGUCAGAGUGCCCAUCUCACUAAGCAUCAGAGAAUUCAUACAGGGGAGAAACGCUAUCAAUGUGUGGAAUGUGGAAAGAGCUUCAAUCAGAGGUCCUCUCUUACUUGCCAUCAAAGAAUUCAUACAGGGGAGAAACCCUAUCAGUGUGUGGAAUGUGGAAAGAGCUUCAGUCAGAGUGCCCAUCUCACUAAGCAUCAGAGAAUUCAUACAGGGGAGAAACCCUAUCAGUGUGUGGAAUGUGGAAAGAGCUUCAAUCAGAGGUCCUCUCUCACUUCCCAUCAAAGAAUUCAUACAGAGGAGAAACCCUAUCAGUGUGUGGAAUGUGGAAAGAGCUUCAGUCGGAGUGUCCUUCUCACUAAGCAUCAGAGAAUUCAUACAGGGGAGAAACCCUAUCAGUGUGUGGAAUUUGGAAAGAGCUUCAGUCAGAGUGUCCUUCUCACUAAGCAUCAGAUAAUUCAUAUAGGGGAGUAA